Molecule: messenger RNA, 903 nt
Organism: Delphinapterus leucas (beluga whale)
Lineage: Eukaryota; Metazoa; Chordata; Mammalia; Artiodactyla; Monodontidae
Gene: GPX4
Product: glutathione peroxidase 4
Biological process (GO): response to oxidative stress
Cellular component (GO): nucleus; mitochondrion
Molecular function (GO): glutathione peroxidase activity; phospholipid-hydroperoxide glutathione peroxidase activity
Source: RefSeq, a predicted model, not a curated record
CGGAGACUGGCGGGCAUGGGCCGCGCAGCCGCCGGCUCCCCGGGUCGUCGCAGGCAGCGGCGCCGGUUGCUGGCCGGGCGGCGGCGCCGAGCCCCCCGGAGGCGGAGGGCUCGAAAGUGCUGUCGCAGGAGGGCGCGCCCCCGGCUUCCGCCGACUCCCAAGAGCCCUGGGCAGUGCACGUCCCGCGACGACUGGCGCAGUGCUCGCUCCAUGCACGAAUUCUCAGCUAAGGACAUCGACGGGCACAUGGUUAACCUGGACAAGUACCGGGACUACGUGUGCAUCAUCACCAAUGUGGCCUCGCAAUGAGGCAAGACGGAGGUAAACUACACUCAGCUGGUCGACCUGCACGCCCGAUUCGCUGAGCGUGGUUUACGGAUCCUGGCCUUCCCUUGCAACCAGUUCGGGAAGCAGGAGCCAGGGAGUAACGCCGAGAUCAAAGAGUUCGCUGCUGGCCAUAACGUCAAAUUCGACAUGUUCAGCAAGAUCUGUGUGAAUGGGGAUGAUGCCCACCCACUGUGGAAGUGGAUGAAAGUCCAGCCCAAGGGGAGGGGCAUGCUGGGAAAUGCCAUCAAAUGGAACUUCACCAAGUUCCUCAUUGACAAGAACGGCUGUGUGGUGAAGCGGUACGGUCCCAUGGAAGAGCCCCUGGUGAUAGAGAAGGACCUGCCGUGCUACCUCUAGCUCCACAAGUGUGCUCCCCCGACCCGAGCCUGCCGCCUGUGCCCCUCGGAGCCUUCCACCCGGCGUCCAUGAUGGUCUGCCUGAAAACCAGCCCCUGGUGGGGCAGACCCGAGAACCCGGCGUGCACCCCUGCCGGAGGAAGGUUCCUCGGCCCGGCUCACGGCUCGGCAACCCCACCCCCUGCUGCCUUGUGGGAAUAAAACACACAAUACAAAUUGA